UUGACAGUGGCUGACCUCAUGAGGACAAGUUUCACUUAGUAUUUUAUGGUUCAACACCUAAAAUGUCUAAAUGAGUGGUCGAUUUGGUGUAAAUGAGGCUUUAGAUCUGUUAGAUGAUCUCCCUGAAGAUAUUCUGACACCGAAUUUGAAGACGGUAGUGAUCUUGAAGAGGAUGACCUUGCCUGGUUGCGCGAGACUAAUGUCAACGAAAAAUGAGGAAGCUGCAUUCCGUGACUCCGUUCGUACACUGCAGAUGAUUUACUGACCCAAAACCAGGGUCCCGGUCAACAUGAUCUCGUUGGUCAAGAAGACAGGAACCCUCGUAUUAGUGGUUGCAAUCCAAGAGGCUCUCCGGAUACUGUUGCGUCGUGCAAGUCUUUUUAUAGUCACCAUAGGCCUGCCAGUAAUGCUCCUUCUUCACAUGCUCCAGCACAGGCUCUGAGCAAGAAUCGAAACAGCAGUGACAGCCAGUCUGAUCACAGUAACGGUGACGAGGAGUGGUUUCCUUCUAGUGUUCAAACGGCCGCUACCAGCAAAUAUCGAGGUCGUGUCAGAGUACGAGGAGGUUCUGGUCGAGCUUCAAGUAGCCUGAAUGUCAGCAGGGCCUGUCAUUCACAUGAAGUUGCACUACAUGAUGCUCAACAGACCCAAGAGGCAUUGCCUGCCCUUCCACCUACUAGCCAGGGAGUUUACCAGUGUGGUCGCAGAAGAGGUCGCGUCCGUGUUCGAGGCUGUGGCAGUAGGAAAGUGUGCAGAGUUUCAAGUACCCUGGAUGUUUAUUCACAGAGCCAGAACGAAGGCACUGAAUUUCAUCGAGGUGACAAUGACAACACUGGGUGUAGAAAGCCAAGCUGACACUAGCACUGAUGAGGAAUGGUUACCUGGCUCUCGUACCAGUCAAAAUCGUGAAGGUCGCCGUGGCAUUGGUGCUAAUGCAUUGCCUGCUGCAAAUCGUGGACGAGGUCGUGGACGUGGUCGCGGUCGUGGUCGCGGUAAGGUGGCCAACACAGUGGUGUUCUCCAUCCCUGGCCAGAGACCGACGAUACAGAUGAUUCAGGUGUUGACAAUGAUAUUAUUGUGGCUGGUCAAGACUUAGU
Molecule: messenger RNA, 1097 nt
Organism: Lineus longissimus
Lineage: Eukaryota; Metazoa; Nemertea; Pilidiophora; Heteronemertea; Lineidae
Exons: 5
Coding region: 593-1096 (167 amino acids)
Source: RefSeq, a predicted model, not a curated record